UUAAGUAGCAUGAUGGGAACUUCACUUCUCAUCUUCCUCUUUGUUUUGCUUCAGCUUCUUGCUAUUCUUGCUCAUGCAAGGACUUUAUCAGAGAAUUCACUGAAUGCCUUGAGACAGACUGAUAAUUUGGAGAUGCCCACGAGUCUUUCUCCUCCAUUUCCAGCAGCACAGGAGAUAACUCCAGACAGUUCCUCAUGCAACAGACUGCUCAUGAGCAUUACCCAAAUCGAGAAGCCCCCAGCAUCACCACCUCCACCCCCAUGUACACCACCUGGGCCCCUUCCAAUCACAACACUUUCUUCUCCUGCAGAGUGCUUGCACUGUAGUUGGUUCAAUUCCAUAACAACAAGUACUUCUCCUUGUCAUGGAAAGAGUUCAUCAUCUCUGGCAUCAUCAUCACUAGUACAUGAAAAGACUUCUGAUUUUAAUUAUCAUUGUACAGUAGCAGGUCUGUGUAACAUCUUCAGAAACAGAGUGGGUUUCAAGAGGCCGUCAGUUCGAUCACCACCAUCACCAAUACCAAAUAUACCUGCAUCAUCAUCGCCAAAAUCCCCACCCAGUACGAGCUUAGCUUCAUAACUGAUAUGGUACAAUAGCCUUGAGGAAGACCAGCUACAAGUCGAAGGACCCAAUGUCAUCAAGAGAGUAAUUGGACAUUAUUGUACUUCAGAACAUCUUUCUACUUUUAGAAUCUUAAGAGUAAGGGUAUCUUAUGCAGUUCUAGAAUUUUAAUGAAUGACUAGCUAUAUAAUUGGGGAAACUUGUGUUUUGGAGCUGCUAUUUGGGAAUUAUAUGGUUUUCGA
Molecule: messenger RNA, 803 nt
Organism: Vitis vinifera (wine grape)
Lineage: Eukaryota; Viridiplantae; Streptophyta; Magnoliopsida; Vitales; Vitaceae
Exons: 2
Coding region: 10-579 (189 amino acids)
Source: RefSeq, a predicted model, not a curated record